AUGCGGAAUUACCAAAGAAAGAGUGUAUUGUAUAUUUCUGUGUUUUUGAAUUAUCCGUAAACCCAAAGAAAUGUUGGAUGAUUAAAUCACAGCACCAGCAACCUAAAGCUACUACCACCAGCUCCAAUCUUUCUCUUCAAAUUCAAAACUCUAUCUAUCAUGCUACGAACUACAUACAAUUCUCAAAUCAAAAUUCAAACAUAUAAUAGUAGUAUCAGGCAUUAGCACACUUCAACUCACAAACCUUACGCACAUUUUUUGAAACAGAAAAUGAAGCUCUCCGCGUUGCAGCAGACUUAUCUCACGCGCCGGGCGAACAGCUUCAGAGGAUCGGCGCAGUUGGAUUCGUCCGGCGACGGCUCUGUGAAGUCGCCGGCGGCGAUUUUCUGGCUGGUAAUCCACGGCGUCUGCUGCCUCAUCAGCUUGGUUCUCGGCUUCCGCUUCUCGCGCCUCGUCUUCUUCUUCCUCUUCUCCACCAGCCUCUACACCGCGCCUUUCCGGAGCGGUUCGGAAAUCGCGGCUCAGCGUGAGGUGCCUCCGGCGGUGAACCGGACGGCGACGUCGGUGGCGAGCACGGCGAGCCGCGUGGUGGUCGGGCGGCACGGGAUCCGAAUCCGGCCGUGGCCGCAUCCGGAUCCCGUGGAGGUGAUGAAGGCGCACCGCAUAAUCGAGAGAGUCCAGAGAGAGCAGAGGGCUCUGUUCGGAGUGAAAAACCCUAGGACGGUGAUCGCUGUGACGCCGACGCACGUGCGCACGUUCCAGACGCUGCACUUGACCGGUGUGAUGCACACGCUGAUGCUGGUGCCGUACGAUCUGGUUUGGAUCGUGGUGGAGGCCGGUGGAGUCACAAACGAAACCGCUUCGAUUAUUGCCAAGUCAGGCCUCAGAACAAUGCACGUUGGCUUUUCUCAACGAUUGCCGAAUUCGUGGGAAGCUAGACAUAAACUCGAGUCUCGGAUGCGACUUCAUGCUUUGAGAAUUGUGAGAAAAGAGAAGCUGGAUGGAGUUGUGGUGUUUGCUGAUGAUAGUAAUAUGCAUAGUAUGGAGUUGUUUGAUGAGGCGCAAAAUGUGAAAUGGAUUGGGGCUGUUUCGGUUGGAAUAUUGCUUCAUUCGGAUGAAUCUUCGUAUAUGGUUCAAAGUGAGGAGGAGGGUGCUUCUAUGCCUGUCCAAGGUCCUGCUUGCAAUGCUACGGAUAAGUUGGUUGGGUGGCAUACUUUCAAUUCGUUGCGGUAUACAGGGAGGAGUGCGGUUUAUAUUGACGACAGGGCGCCUGUGCUGCCCAGAAAGCUUGAGUGGUCUGGAUUUGUGUUGAAUUCCUGGUUGGUUUGGAAGGAUGCGGAUGGUAAGCCAGAGUGGGUUAAGGAUCUUGAUGAAUUGGAUGGGGUUGAUGAAGAGAUAGAGAGUCCAUUGUCCUUGCUCAAGAGCACCUCUGUGGUAGAGCCGCUUGGGAAUUGUGGACGGCAAGUUUUGCUUUGGUGGCUGCGGGUUGAAGCUCGCACGGACAGUAAAUUUCCUUCUCGAUGGAUAAUUGAUCCUCCUUUGGACAUCACUAUCCCAUCAAAACGCACACCAUGGCCAGAUGCUCCUCCUGAGCUCCCAUUCAAUGAAAAAAUUUUAACUGGCACACAAGAGCAGACAAACAAGCCCUCUACAAGGACCAAAUCACCCAGAUCCCGGCGCAGUAGAAGCAAGAGAAAGCAUGACACCAAAGUGAUAGGUGUGCAAGUCUCAACACAUUCCGAACAAAACUGAGAUGAUUUUAGUAUUUCUGAGGAAUUUGCUGCCCUGUGGAUACUUGACUGCUGCGGGCCUUCAGCAACAAGAAUUUGGAUUGCUCAAACGGGAAAGAAAGCUGACGCAUUACUGCUACAUACGUCGGUGGCAUAACUUUUAUGGGAGCCUGGCCAGCAAUGUGCAUCCGAGUCUGAUUUCACCCAUUUUUUUUAAUUGAUUUUUCUUGUCUUCUUUUUAUUGGAGUUCGUUCGUUCGAAUGAAAGUUUGAAAGGUAAUAUCAACUUGGUUUUGCAAUGCAGCACUUGCUGCGUUUCAGGAAGCCUGUAUUCAAUUUUAUUCCAUGUUAAUACAUAUUCUUCUCGAUAGGAUUAUACAAUUGUCAUGUAUUCUUGCACAGACACUUUUCCUUACAGAAUAACAAUGUCCCCAAGUUCUUGAUCUAA
Glycine soja is the source of this 2177-nucleotide messenger RNA. RefSeq names its product probable beta-1,4-xylosyltransferase IRX14. Gene Ontology annotation, molecular function: galactosylgalactosylxylosylprotein 3-beta-glucuronosyltransferase activity; xylosyltransferase activity. Gene Ontology annotation, cellular component: Golgi membrane. The record is from RefSeq and is a predicted model, not a curated record. The coding region runs from base 271 to 1752 and encodes 493 amino acids. Gene Ontology annotation, biological process: plant-type secondary cell wall biogenesis; glucuronoxylan biosynthetic process. The transcript has 3 exons. Lineage: Eukaryota; Viridiplantae; Streptophyta; Magnoliopsida; Fabales; Fabaceae.